GCGGGAGCGAUUCCGGUACAGCCCAGGGACCCCGGUACAGCCCGGUACAGCCCAGGGACACCGGUACAGCCCAGGGACCCCGGUCCUGCCUGUGCCGGUCCAGCGGCGCCAGAGACCCUCGGCCAUGGGCGAGCGCAAGGGGACCAACAAGUACUACCCACCUGACUUCGACCCCGCCAAGCAUGGCUCCCUCAACAAGUACCACCACAGCCACCCCCUGCGGGAGCGCGCCCGGAAGCUCUCCCAGGGCAUCCUUGUCAUCAGGUUUGAGAUGCCCUUUAACAUUUGGUGCGACGGGUGCCAGAACCACAUCGGGAUGGGUGUCAGGUACAACGCGGAGAAGAAGAAGGUGGGGAACUACUACACCACCCCUGUGUACAGGUUCCGGAUGAAGUGUCACCUGUGCGUCAACUACAUCGAGCUGCAGACGGACCCCGGGAAUUGCGACUACGUCAUCGUCAGCGGGGCCCGGCGCAAGGAGGAGCGCUGGGACCCCGGGGACAGCGCCCAGGUCCUGCCCACCACCCCGGAGCAGCGGGAGCGCCUGGCUGUGGAUCCCAUGUUCCGGCUGGAGCACGGGGUGACGGACCGGGGGGUCCUGGAGCGCGCCACCCCCACUCUGACGCGCCUGCAGGAGGCUCAGGACGCCUGGAAGGACGAUUUCGGCCUCAACAGCCGCCUGCGGAGGCGAUUCCGGGAGGAGAAGAAGACGCUACGGGAGGAGGAGGAGGAGGCGGCGGCGCUGCGGGCGCGGGCCGGGCUCAGCAUCCCGCUGCUCCGUGAGGAGGAGGAGGAUCGGCGCCUCGCCGCCCUGCUCAGCCUCCGUGCCCCCGACUCCUACGAGGAGAAGCAGCGGCUGAAGCGCUCCGAGAUCUCCCAGCGCUCCUGGUUCGCCCCCGGCACGGCCCGAGCGGCUGGGGGGGCCCUGCAGAAAUUGGGUUUGGGGACGGGACGGGCUCCGAGGACACCCCCGGGCCCACCCCCGACCCCCGCCGGGCUCGGCAUCGUGCGGCGGCGGGCGGGGGAGGAGGGCGGGGGGGCGGAGGGGACGCCCCCGGUACCCCGGGGCACCCCCGAGGCCGCCCCCCAAGCUGGGGGAGCCCCCCAGGACGGCGCCGCUGCUGCCCCCGCCCCGUCCCUCGUCGCCGACUACUCGGACUCCGGCUCCGAGAGCCCCUGAGCGGGGUUUUGGUCUUGGGGGGGGGGCCCGAGCCCCGUUCUUCCCCCCCAUCCACCCCUGUAAUUUAUACCCUCGAGCAGCUCAAAAUUAAAAGCUGUCGGUGGUCUGUC
Messenger RNA from Cinclus cinclus, 1290 nucleotides. RefSeq names its product YJU2 splicing factor homolog B (gene YJU2B). NCBI's taxonomy places the organism in Eukaryota, Metazoa, Chordata, Aves, Passeriformes, Cinclidae. Gene Ontology annotation, cellular component: U2-type spliceosomal complex; post-mRNA release spliceosomal complex. The transcript is spliced from 10 exons. Gene Ontology annotation, biological process: mRNA splicing, via spliceosome. The coding region runs from base 125 to 1180 and encodes 351 amino acids. The record is from RefSeq and is a predicted model, not a curated record.